Messenger RNA from Aspergillus ruber CBS 135680, 952 nucleotides. RefSeq names its product acetate uptake transporter family protein. Bases 40 to 666 code for a protein of 208 amino acids. The transcript has 2 exons. Gene Ontology annotation, molecular function: acetate transmembrane transporter activity. The record is from RefSeq and is a predicted model, not a curated record. Gene Ontology annotation, cellular component: plasma membrane. NCBI's taxonomy places the organism in Eukaryota, Fungi, Ascomycota, Eurotiomycetes, Eurotiales, Aspergillaceae.
CAUGGAGCGCUGGUGUCGCAGGUUCCGACGCCUCAGUAUAUGAAAUUAGGCAACCCCGGUCCAUUGGGUUUGCUUUCUUUCGCGCUUACGACUUUUGCGCUGGGACUGUAUGAGUGUGGGGCUGGACUCCCACAUUCCAAUCCUCAAGGAGACGUCGGUCCUAACCAAGCAAUCUUUGGUCUCGCCGUCUUCUUUGGCGGCACAGCCCAGUUAAUCGCAGGAAUUCUCGAGUUCCGUGUCGGAAAUACCUUCGGUUCAACAGUCCACUGCUCCUACGGCGCCUUCUGGCUCAGCUACGCCAUGUUCCUCCUGCCCUACCUCGGUAUCGAAGCAGCCUAUAAAGGUGACCAGAGGGCAUACACUUUUGCUCUAGGCAUAUUCCUGAUACUUUGGUGUUUCCUGACACUGUUAUUCUUUAUUGCGGCUUUACGAACGAACGCAGCGAUCCUAUUGGUGUUUUUCUUCUUGACGCUGGCAUUUUUCUUCCUUAGUUUGGCGAACUUUUUGGCUACGGAGCAUCCUACUGCUAGUUUGAGGACUAAUAAGGCUGGUGGCGCGUUUACAGUUAUUUGUGCGUUUUUCGCGUUUUAUGCGGGAGCUUCGGGGCUUAUGUUGCCGGAGACUACGUUUGUUAGGUUUCCUUUGGGUGAGAUUCCGGUUGGUUAGGGUGAUGCAAGUGAGAUUUACGCAUUCCGUGACUCAGUGGCUGCAGACAGGAGAGUGUCGCAGUCUUUUCGCAUGUUGAUACUUGACAGCAGUACGGGGUGCCAAAUAUGCAGAUGAGCAACGAAAGACUGGCCGAAACUGAUUCAACUGCUUUGAAACAACCUGUGCAUCCUUCCUUAAAUAGUCAGCCUCAUCGUCCGUUGUUUUUGUUUACAUUGAUCUCUUCUUCCUACAAGUGACCUUAGACAUAAGUCUUCAAAUGAAUACAAAUACUGCAUUUCUUGGC